Messenger RNA from Tigriopus californicus, 3205 nucleotides. It is a transcript of the gene pum, whose product is annotated as pumilio homolog 2-like. Gene Ontology annotation, biological process: post-transcriptional regulation of gene expression. The record is from RefSeq and is a predicted model, not a curated record. The coding region runs from base 189 to 2693 and encodes 834 amino acids. Gene Ontology annotation, molecular function: mRNA 3'-UTR binding. Gene Ontology annotation, cellular component: cytoplasm; nucleus. The transcript has 12 exons. NCBI's taxonomy places the organism in Eukaryota, Metazoa, Arthropoda, Copepoda, Harpacticoida, Harpacticidae.
UGUGCAAGGCUUGGAUAAAUACUUGUGAGCGAUCCUUGUUGAUCUGAUGUAAAUAUAUACACCAGCUAAACUGAAAUUGUGUAUAUAAAUGCCGGCUCCAAAUCCUCCACAACCAAACAAAAAAUAACCACCAGACACUCUUGCCUUGAAUAUAACCGCCAGAAAUCAAACCCCACUCGCUCCCCAUCAUGAAAGUGACCGAAAAGAAAUAUUUGAAUGUUCAUCAAACGAUCUCGCCUUUAACAUCCUCCACCAACUCGACCCAUUCCAGUAAAAGUGCGGCUGCUGCGGCCGUGGCUGCGGCUAACAAUCUAGCCAAUGGCCUGCUCGUGGCGGCUGGAGAUGUGGGCGAUGACUACAAUGCCAAUAAGGCCAAUGAAAAAAUACUGCAAGUGUAUCGGAACCAAGUUGCAGUGUCGUCAGCCCAAGGUGUGAACCCCUCUGUGGCUCAAGGAACCAUCAAUGUUUCCCAAGCCUCCCUCCUACUCCAACAACAACAGCAUUUCCUCGCCCAACACCACCUUGCGUCCUUGGCCGGAAAUAAUGGCGGUGCGGGCAAUGCGGGUGGCUUUCCAAAUGGUGCAGCUGCCGCUGCCCAGUACCUUAUCAACCCACAGGAGCAGUAUCUGGCAGCCACGGGACACCAAGCACUAUUGCCAGGCCAAGGUGGAGCCAACGGUCUCUCCGUCCUUCCUAUUCCGUAUCCAUAUGCAGGCAUCCCAUGGGGGGCGAUUUACCCUGCUGGGUUGAUACAGCAACACCAACAACAGCAGCAACAACAACAACAACAGCAGCAGCAGCAGCAACAAAAUGGAUCGGUCUCUAACGGAGUGUCGCGACGACCGGGCUCACCUUCUGGAACCAAUGGGUCCGGUACGCCAGGUCCCCCGGAUUUGCCCAAUGGUCAAACGUCAUUCCAGGUCUUCCCAACCUACAUUGAUCCGACAAGUGGAGCCAUGGUUCGAAUGGCGGGACCCACCGGCGCCGGCCAAGUACCCCCCGGACUAAGGUUAAUUGGCCCGGCUGCGGGCGGGACUCCGUUACUCAUCAAUGGAGCUCAAGGCCUACCCGGAGCGGCCCAGCUCAAUCUUCAGCAACAGAACUCCCUUGGAUAUGGAGGCAAUAAUUCGCUCGGAUCACCCUCCGUGAACUCGCUCUCUGGAUUUUCCGCCGGACGCCGCGACUCCAUGGACCGCCAAUCCCAAUCUGCCUUCUCACCCUCGCUCAUUGAACAGUACACCAAGAACAAGGCUGCCGGCUGGCCUUCGUACGGUCUGGGAGCAGUGACUGGCCUGGGCUUGGGCUCCGGGGGUUCGCUCACCCCGCCCCCAAGCUCACUCGCAGGUGCCGCCCUCAACUUGUUUGGGAACCGAUUUGCCGGAGCCGCAGGAGCGAACGAUCGCAAUUUCCCCAUCAACGCCCGAAACGGCGUGUUUGGUGGGAUGAACUUGUUCGGAUCGUCUCAGAAUCUCUUCCCCAACCCUAAUCACAAGGCCAGGAACAACAGUAUUGACAAGGCAGCGGCCAAUCGGAGCAGACUCUUGGAGGAAUUCCGGAAUAGUCGCUUCCCAUACAUGAGCCUCUCGGAUAUUGCCGGGCAUGUGGUCGAGUUUUCGCAAGACCAACACGGUUCCAGGUUCAUUCAGCAAAAGUUGGAGCGUGCCACGCCCCAAGAAAAGCAAUUGGUCUUUCAAGAAAUUCAAGGCUCGGCCCAUUCGCUCAUGACCGAUGUGUUUGGAAAUUAUGUCAUCCAGAAGUUCUUCGAGUAUGGAACGCCCGAACAAAAGACGGCAUUAGUCUUGAAGUUGCGUAACCAAGUGCAGCCACUAGCCCUUCAAAUGUACGGUUGUCGAGUGAUUCAAAAAGCCCUGGAGAGCAUUCCACUGGAACAACAACAACUCAUCAUCGAAGAGCUCGAAGGCAACGUCCUGAAGUGUGUCAAGGAUCAGAAUGGCAACCACGUGGUCCAGAAAUGUAUCGAAUGCGUUGAGCCCACACAUUUGCAAUUCAUCAUCAACGCAUUCAGCAAACAAGUCUUCAGCCUGUCAACUCAUCCGUACGGAUGUCGCGUGAUCCAGAGGAUCCUGGAGCACUGCAUUCCCGAGCAAACUAACGCCAUCCUCGAGGAGCUUCACUCGAACACGGAGAACCUCCUCCAGGAUCAAUACGGCAACUAUGUCAUCCAACAUGUUCUCGAACAUGGCAAAUUGGAGGACAAGGCCCAAAUCGUGAACACGGUCAAAGGCAAGGUGUUACUCCUAUCUCAGCACAAGUUCGCUUCCAAUGUCGUGGAGAAGUGCGUCCAAUUCGCCACCAGAGCCGACCGAGUCGUGCUCAUCGAUGAAGUCUGCAAUGUCAAUGUCGCUGAUGGCGCCCAGUGCCCGCUUCACAUCAUGAUGAAGGACCAGUACGCCAAUUAUGUGGUCCAGAAGAUGAUCGAUGUGGCGGAACCCCCUCAGAGGAAGAUCCUCAUGCACAAGAUCCGCCCUCAUUGCUCCACCCUCAGGAAAUACACUUAUGGCAAGCACAUCCUGGCCAAAUUGGAGCGCUACUUCCUCAAGAACAACACAGAUCUCGGUCCCAUCGGACCUCCAGGCGUGGCUGUGGGCUCGCCGAUUGUGGGCGAAUUGCAAGUGAUACAAGCAGCGGCAGCUGCAGCUACUUUGGCAGCUACUUCAUUAGGAACCUUGUGAAGGAUCCCCACAGAGAUCCUGCGUUGUGGGAAUAACAACGGCAGCCGCCAUCACUACCACAACAACAGCAACAAACUGACUACGCAUCCUUUUUUUCACCAAUAAUUGAAUAAUGUUCGUGUAACAUUUGAGUUCUACAUCCUCCUCCAGGCCACUAAAAAGUGGGUACCUUUUGCCCAAGUUGUGUUAGACUGUCACAAGCCCAAGUCUUAGUUUUUAAAACCGCGCACCCCGCUCCCCUCCCAUUUGCGACAAUCUCGAGUAACGUUUCAAAACACGCUAAGAAUCAUCGAACGAUAUCAGCUCCAUCUCUGACCCCUUUUUCCCAAAGUUAUUUUCAACUUUCAUUAUGUGCUGUUGCUCAACAAAUGAAGCGAAUGUUCUAGCCAUGAUUAUUUUGAGGGUGUAAAGAGGUCACUAAUCAAUAUCUCAUGCAACUGAUGCUGCUGCAAUCUCUUUUGAAUUCCCUGUCAUCGUAAUCCUUAAUAUCAUUAUUAUUAUUCCAAUUCCUA